Molecule: messenger RNA, 1563 nt
Organism: Suillus clintonianus
Lineage: Eukaryota; Fungi; Basidiomycota; Agaricomycetes; Boletales; Suillaceae
Exons: 2
Coding region: 88-1563 (491 amino acids)
Molecular function (GO): protein binding
Source: RefSeq, a predicted model, not a curated record
AGCCCAAAUUUUAUUCAGGUACACCGACCACCAACUUGAGUUGACGCUUGACAGCAUCGUCCAGGUCUCUUUGGUGUACCUGCAGGCAUGGGAACGGACGGACUCUACGUGAUCCGCUAUCGGAACAUGUAUUUCGAAUCACACCACGGUUCUGAUGGCUAUCCAAAAGGCCUUGGCUUACAGGUGCUCCGGUUAAUCAGACAGCCCAAUGGCAUUGCGAUCUAUCAGCAGGAGUUUGGAGAGAUACUGGACGGGUCGAAGAGCCCUUGGGAUUGUCUAUUAUGGAUAGAAAAUGGCGACGAAUUUGAGCCCCCCUCCCGGGAGCGGCCGUCAGACAGUUUGAUCUGGACUUACGAGAUCGAUCUUGAUCUCAAUAUCUUCCACAUAGACAGGGCUCCGGUUUUCUCCUUGGAAUGCCUUCCAGACGAUGAGACUUUUAUCAAAUCCGUUUCCAUCGAUCAUUACGGUCACACAGCUUGCGCAUUAAAGUGCCCCCCCGAGCACAAGUACAAGAAACCAGUGGCUUUGAGCGACCUGCUCGCCAUCAGUGACGUCCUGUCUCAAAAUGUGCGCGUUCGCGUCAGAUUGCUAGAGGUCAUGGUCGGGCAGUGCAUGCGUAACUGGGAGAUUGGAAGAGAAAUAUACAAGAUUGAGCUUGUCAACGACCACAAGCAACUCACGGACAAUCAAUGGUCAAUCGCAUACUUCAUGGCCAGCAUUACAUUUGUUCCCCAGAUGUUUGACGAAACCCUGUGCGUUCGCCACCGCGAGCCGAAAAGAAAGGAGUUCAAAUGGGUUCGCGAAGACACUGUUGUUUGCAUCGCAACACAUUUGGACGACGAGAGAUGCCUACAGGCCUCUGUGUCACGCCUGAUCAAUGCGAUCUCGGAGCAGAAGGAUAAUCCUGGUUCUUACUUUGGAAUCGCGUUUUCCGUCUUCCAUUGUGUAGUCGUCAAAGUCGUCAAAGAUCCACACACGAUGACAUUCAGCCAUACGGACGCCCUCCAAUUUUUACCAUCAUUCUGCGCAAAAAAGCCUUCUACGCCGGGCAUCACUGCUCUCGCCCGUCUUGGCCACCGCAUUGAACCCGCACUCUUCAAGCGUGUUUUGGAGGUCACCAAUCACUUGCGGCACUUGAGCCGUCAAAAAAAGGAGACAUUGCCCGCACAGGGAGCUGAUGGCAGCCAUGAUGCGCCACCCAACAUCAUCUAUCCACCGCUUCCUCUUGAGCUUUGGCUAGCGAUCGCCCGUUAUCUCCCCCGUUUUGAUCUCAUCACCUUCGGAUUGGUCUCAAAACUAUGCCAGGAAGCAGCGUUGGUGCUACUCCGCUAUCCCCACCUCUUUGGCUAUCGCCUGGUCUCUGUUCCAAAGAAACCCAAGUAUUUGCGGAAGGGACACCGCUCUCUGCAUACUGCAUGUUUUUCCGCUGUGCGAGCCGACAUUUUUAAUAAGGUGGAUGUUGGAAUGGACUCGGAGUGGACAAAUAUAUCAUCAGAGAGGAUGUACACUCCCCUCAAAAUUGAUGACGACUGGCUUUUUUUGCACUUUUCAGUCCGCGGAUGA